UCCACGCCAGCCAGCUCUCGACGGACCCCCGACAGACACCCCGCGCGCACCUCCUACCGCCCCACGCCGGGCAAGGAGAGCCCUCCCUCGCCCUGCCGGGUUGGCUGCUGGGCUGAGCGCCUCCAGCCCCUCCCGCGGGCUGGCCGGGAAUGUCCUCGCGAGCGCGGUGACCCCUCCGCCGCCGCUGCCGGACUCUGACCUUGUACCGGGGAAGGCACCAUGGCUUCCAGGCUGCUGCUCCGCGUCCUCCAGCGCGCCCUGCCCGGCGGCGGGCGGGCCGCAGCCCCCGCCAGAGCCAUGAGCGCCGGGGGUAUUCCCAGUGAUGAGGAACAGGCAACUGGACUUGAACGGAAAACUCUAGAGGCUAUGAAAAAAGGACAGGAUCCAUAUAGCAUACUCAAACCCAAGGGAUAUGCAGGAACUAGAGAGGAUCCUCAUAUUGUUCCAUCCGUCAACAAGAAGAGGCUAGUAGGCUGCAUCUGUGAGGAGGACAACUCUGCUGUCAUUUGGUUCUGGCUGCAUGCAGGAGAAAGCCAACGUUGCCCAUCAUGUGGUGCUCACUACAAGCUUGUCCAUCAUGAUGUCCCACAUUGAAAAUUUAUGUUAUUUAACUGAACCAAAGUGGAUUUCACUGUGUCUAAACUGCACAAAUAUGAUGUGCACUUCAAUCUGCAUGCAAAAUAUUUACUACCUUCAUAUUUGGUUUCUAUUGGAUUUCAUUAAAAAUUCCAAUCUUAUUGUUUUACUCUAAGUUAAUUAAAACUAAAUGCACAACA
Messenger RNA from Gopherus evgoodei (Goodes thornscrub tortoise), 776 nucleotides. Its product is annotated as cytochrome c oxidase subunit 5B, mitochondrial-like. Gene Ontology annotation, cellular component: mitochondrial envelope. The record is from RefSeq and is a predicted model, not a curated record. Lineage: Eukaryota; Metazoa; Chordata; Testudines; Testudinidae. The transcript is spliced from 4 exons. Gene Ontology annotation, biological process: mitochondrial electron transport, cytochrome c to oxygen. The coding region runs from base 220 to 594 and encodes 124 amino acids.